AUGCCGUCCAAGCCAAGAUCACGACCAACAACACCAUUAAGGCGGAUUGAAAAGGGAGGAUUAUCACAUUUAUCAGCAUCAUGGAGUCGCCAAGAUCCAUUUCCUCUUGAUGCACUUGCACCAGCAUUUGCAGAGAUGGCAGAUGCAUUGACAGAUGUGCAGCACAAUUUUGAACAUAUACAGUCGAUUCACGCAAAUCUCGUGCAUUUUAAUGAAAGCUUUGCUUCAUUUUUGUAUGGGCUUAAUAUGAAUGCCUUUUGUGUUGAUUUUCCUGAGGCACCCGUCCAUCAGUCAUUUAAACGUGCAGAAAAUGACUCCCGUUACACAGAUACAUCUUAUUCAGGCAUAUUCAAUGCACCUGGUGGUGUACCGUCCAACGUUUCCAGCAGCCGCCUAGAUGUAUCGGCUGAUACGACUUUCACGACCAACGAUACAUCUUUUGUUGAACGCCCAUCAAAAAAUACACGUCAGAUACCUCCUUCAACUCCAAAAUUAUCUGCGAAAUCUACCCGUUCUGCACGCCAGUCUUCUUUCAAGUCUAAUGCACCACACACCACUUCAUCUACUGCUCGGCCACAUCUCCGGUGA
Pneumocystis jirovecii RU7 is the source of this 588-nucleotide messenger RNA. RefSeq lists its product as uncharacterized. The record is from RefSeq and is a predicted model, not a curated record. The coding region runs from base 1 to 588 and encodes 195 amino acids. NCBI's taxonomy places the organism in Eukaryota, Fungi, Ascomycota, Pneumocystomycetes, Pneumocystales, Pneumocystaceae. Gene Ontology annotation, cellular component: mitotic spindle polar microtubule; DASH complex; mitotic spindle. The transcript is spliced from 2 exons. Gene Ontology annotation, biological process: mitotic sister chromatid biorientation.